Messenger RNA from Chelonoidis abingdonii (Abingdon island giant tortoise), 1820 nucleotides. It is a transcript of the gene RBM43, whose product is annotated as RNA binding motif protein 43. NCBI's taxonomy places the organism in Eukaryota, Metazoa, Chordata, Testudines, Testudinidae. The record is from RefSeq and is a predicted model, not a curated record. Gene Ontology annotation, molecular function: RNA binding.
CGCCGCUACGGACUGAUGAAAAUGGCCAGGCUGUCAGGGAAACCAAACUACGAAGGGAAACUAAAUCGGCACCGUCGCUGAGUUUCCAAGGCCAGGCUGCAAGCGGUACAACCAUGGCAAGUGUCUCGCGCUGCCACAGGACAAGCUGCCAAAUCUGAGAAAACAAUUGUGGUCUCUGGUAUUCCAGAUGGCAUUGUGAAAGAUGAUGUCAUGGCUGACAUAUUGAUGAUUCAUUUCCAAAAGCCGAAGAAUAGGGGUGGAGACGUGAAGGAUGUAGUUUAUCCAACAACAAUAAAAGGAAUUGCAUACGUAAUCUUUGAAGAUCGAGAAGUUACAGAGAAUGUUCUCCAGAAAGAUGAACACAGACUAGAGGACAAGAGGCUGGGCAGGUAUUAUCCUCUGAAAAUAUCUCUCUGUAGUGAACAUGUUUUCACCUGUGUCUCGUCUGUUCUUGAUUUGUCCAUUUUUGGAGAUAAAUACAUUUUGGAAGAUCUGGUGCAGGAGCUUCAGAAGACUAUCCCAGCCUUGACCUUCAGUCCUUUGCAAUCCAAUGGGCAAAUUUCUGUUCAAGGGUCAUUCCCAGCAAUCAAGUCACUAAAAGAAAAUUUGUUAUUAAAAGUAAAUUCCCUUUCCAGGAAGGGCAAGAGGGGAGAGAGAAAGCCGGAUCAAAGACCUAACAGCAGGACCGAGAAGCAUGGACAAUUUGUGGAGCCAAAUAAUACUUUUGUCAAUAAUGUAAACAGGGAAGAACAAGUGGUUGUCCUUGACACAGAUAUAUACUGCUACAUGAAGCAUUUUUUAUACAAGGAAAGUCUGACAAAAUACAAUGUUGUAAGUCGUGGAGUCACAGAUGGUGAGAUCACCACAAUAUAUCUAGAAAAUGCCAGAGCAAGUUCUGGUUCUAGAGAAUUAGAAAAAGCCAAAGAGGAAAUUGAAGAUUUGUCUGCAAAACUUCAUUGCAGAUUACGUAAAGAAAGAUUCUCUCUUGAUGGCAACAGCAGAUCUGAAAGGCUGAAAUAUAAACAAGCAUUUGAGAGCAUAAAAUCCCGAUUCCCCAAAGUUCUGGUUAUUCCUUAUGAUACUCACAUUGAUGUGAUAGGAAGUUCCUCUGAGACAUAUGAGUUUACCCAAGAAGUGGUUAGAACAGUAAAAAGCCACUUCCAAAAGAGAUUCAGGAGGUAGGAGUUAUUUAGGUGCUGUAGGUGAUGCCUGCGAGCUAGGACUUCCUGAGAGUGACAUCUGGUACACCAAAGUACAGUCUCCCAAGGGAGUUGGUAGGAGCCCUGUUGCUGGGGACUUUUUAUAAAGGAGGUUUUGCACUUCUAUGACUUCCAGCGGAGGAUUUCAAAGCACUUUGCAAACUUCAAUUAAUUAGGGCCCAAUCUUGCUCCCAUUAGAGUUUUGCCAUUGACUCCACAUAGCACCCUAAUAGUAUUAGGAGCGUCAUUUUACAUGUUGUGGCUCCUCUAUCAUUAAAAGAAAAUGCAGACCCUUCUACAUCACUGCUGAUACAGUCCUACAAUAUGUGCACAAGCACUUCUCACAGUACAGGAAGCAUGGACACCAAGACAAAAGUCCCAAAUACUGAUUUAAAUUUCAGACAAGUAGCAAAUGACCUGUUCAUGCAUCUGGUGAAAUUAAAGUGCGUAGAAGUUUAGUUUUCACAGUGAAUGGACCAUUCCUGUUUUUUGGUCUCUACUCAAAAUAAACGAGUGCCUCUUGUGGCUAUAUUAACAUACGCUCUUUUUAUGCAUGUUUUUGUUUAAUAGGUCACUUAGUUUUACAUGUAAAACAUGUUUUGAUAAACUUUUUUUAUUCUA